Molecule: messenger RNA, 40068 nt
Organism: Coregonus sp. 'balchen'
Lineage: Eukaryota; Metazoa; Chordata; Actinopteri; Salmoniformes; Salmonidae
Source: the annotation of a GenBank genome assembly
AUGGCACUACGCGCCGGGAGGACUUGGUUUGGGCAGGUUUUGCGCAGAGUGUCUCGGCUGCAGGGCUCGUGGUCCCGGCGAUCGAGCAGUAUCCUGUGUCUCUCUGCGAACCCGGAGCAGCAUCUGGGGACCUGUUACAGGGAUCACACACAUAGCAGUCUCCACUACUGCUCCUCCAUCCAGCGCACCCACCGUCACCAACACGCGCCAGUCUGUCCCUCCUCUUCCAGCCGCUGCCAACGCUUUCCCGAUUGCUGCGCAGCCUUCCCGGGGGAUACGAGGGGACAUGAGCCCCUCACUCGCCGGUUCCUGGUGGUCAUGAAGCGGCAGAACGUGCGGACCUUGUCCCUGAUCAUCUGCACGUUCACGUACCUGCUGGUCGGGGCCGCGGUGUUCGAUGCCCUGGAGUCAGAUUUCGAAAUGCGGGAGAAAGAACAGCUGGAGGCAGAGGAGAAGCGUCUCCAAGGGAAAUAUAACAUUAGCGAGGAUGACUACCGCAAACUGGAGACCAUCAUUAUGGAGGCCGAGCCCCACAGGGCUGGGGUUCAGUGGAAAUUUGCGGGAUCUUUUUACUUUGCUAUCACAGUCAUCACCACCAUAGGUGAGUCUGCAGUCUACAUUCCAUGGAGGUUUAAUUGCGUAAUAGCAUUACGCACAACCACUGUGUCAAGAUAAUGUAAUUUAUGCGGUGAUAUAAAGUCUAUAGCCUAAUCACAGUCAGGGCCGUGGAUGUUGGGUGGUGAAUAGGCUACAUUUUAAAUAGUUACAUAACUUAUAACCACUAUAUAGCACAAGGAAUUAAAGUCAACACAGCAUUGUGCAGACAAGUGUUUCACUAAACCUAGUCCAGCAACAUGUAGUCUAUACCCACUUCCCGGUAUUAACCCUUAAAACCUGUUCAUUAUGCAACAUAAAUUGUUUUAGAAAAUGUCGUUUUAGCUAAAUAACUCUGGUAUGUUAACAGGCGAAACAAAAUGAUGAUGCAAUAACAGUAAAAUGCCACCUGUGCACAAUGUUUCUGCACAUCAACUUUAUAGAUAAUAAAAACAGCAUUACUACCAUCAGUAGCAACAAAAUAAUGUGUCUGUCUAUCUAGAUAAACGGACAAUUUCCAUUAUACAUUUCAGCUGCUAAUCAAUUUAAUGAGUAAAGAUAAGUAGCCUACACAUAAAAAAAGCAGUCCUAUAGGUUACUGUAUGCAACCAUUCCCUCGAGCACCACAUUGCACCAUCAAAUUAGGAGUAGCCUACCACGCCACUGAGAUAGGCUUGAACACAUUUUUGGAAAUCAAAUAAUGAUAGCCCUACAUGUAUAAUCAUUUCAACUGCACGACUGUUGCUGCAUCUGCAUUGGUUACCCCUGUAGAAAACAGGUUUGAAUCCUUUACAUUUCCGUCAUGAUUUAAUGACAGAUCGUGCAAGUGGUAGGUUACAAAAUGUUGUGAUUGAUAACGCUUCAACACAAAAAAACUGAGGCAUCAAUAUGUUUACAUUCACACGAAUAAUUCGAUACUAAACUGAUUAUGGCAGAAGGCCGAGUAUGGCAUUAGUCAUGUAAACACUUUACUCUGCUUAUCUUAAUUGGUGUACGGUCAUAAUCGAAGUAAGAAUACACCAAUUAAAACACCUGGUUUUCUGAGCAAUCUAUCCAAUUAUUAGGACAUGUAUACAGUUUAAUCGGCAUUCCAGCUGUGUAUUUGAUCUGCACAUGUGCCAGCACCAGGUAGCCAAGUUUCCCUCUUAUGUGCAAGUGAAUAGUUUCACAUACAAACUUUAUGUGUCCGAAUUUAGAAUCAAAUAGUCUUCACAAAAAUAAUUGUCACUGUGGUAGAGCGUUUCUUUUGAUUGGCGAUUGUCUGCAUUUCCCAUCAGCCUGAUUUCAGAUGUAACAGGAUGUAAACAGGAUUAUUACGGAAAUCGUUCUUCUUGCAAAGCAUGUAUUAAACGAACUAUUAUAUUAACCUGACUAUCCACAAUAAUCCCAUUAUUGUGUGCAUGUAACUGUAUCUGAAGUUCAUUCUGUCAGCUGUUGCUGCAGCUUGAACAUGAGCUGAGCUGAGCUGCACGUGGUGCUGAAAGGACAGGUCCUCGAGUUCCUGCGAGCUGCGCUGCCUACAGUCACGUCAUGGGGGAGGAUCUGCAGGCCAUGCACGAGCAGCCCGAAUAAAAAGUCCAUUACCUUUUCUCUGCGAAACGAUCAGGUCCUUUUCCUCAAACGAAUCUUAGCCUGAGGUCACUAUAUCCAAUUUGAUAGAAGAAAACAGAUAUUUAUGCUGUAGGAUAUACAUGUAGAAAGGCCUACAACUUUAGCACACAUUCAGAGUAGUCUGGUUCCUUUUAUGUCCAGAUUUGCAUGGCCUAUAUUUCGUUUAGGGCCUACAAUGAACAUGCUAGUUAAUUGAUUGAAGUGGAAUUGCGAACUUUAAAGUGAAAGGUCUAGCCUCCUUUGAUCUCGCCACAACUUGGACAUCUCUUUAAGCUGCUCUCAUCCCCAAAACAAUGGGUUUUAGGGUGAAUAAACAUUUCUGUAAAACAGGACAAAAUCAUAAUGGUUUUUGUAGAGGACCAAGAAAAGACAGGCAGUAUAUUAGAGAGCAUUGUUUCUACACUGAGAGUAGGACUACAUUUUAGCCUAUUUUCAUUUAUUAUUGUUAUAUAUAUAUUUUAAACAUUUACACUACUGGUCAAAAGUGUUAGAACACCUACUCAUUCAAGGGUUUUUCUUUAUUUGUACUAUUUUUUUUUUACAUUGUAGAAUAAUAGUGAAGACAUCAAAACUAACCAAACCAAAAAAGUGUUAAACAAAUCAACAUAUUUUUUAUAAUUGAGAUUCUUCAAAGUAGCCACCAUUUGCCUUGAUGACAGCUUUGCACACUCUUGGCAUGUUGAAGCACCUUUGGCAGCGAUUUCAGCCUAGAGUCUUCUUGGGUAUGACGCUACACACCUGUAUUUGGGGAGAUUCUCCCAUUCUUCUCUGCAGAUCCUCUCAAGCUCUGUAAGGUUGGAUGGGGAGCGUCGCUGCACAGCUAUUUUCAGGUAUCUCCAGAGAUGUUUGAUCGGGUUCAAGGACAUUCAGAGACUUGUCCCAAGGCCACUCCUGUGUUGUCUUGGCUGUGUGCUUAGGGUCGUUGUCCUGUUGGAAGGUGAACCUUCGCCCAAGUCUUAGGUUUUGAGCACUCUGGAAAAACAUCCCCACAGAAUUAUGCUGCCACCACGUCCUUCACCGUAGGGAUGGUAUUAGCCAGGUGAUGAGCAGUGCCUGGUUUUCUCCAGACGUGAUGCUUGGUAUUCAGGCCAAAGAGUUCAAUCUUGGUUUCAUCAGACCAGAGAAUCUUCUUUCUCAUGGUCUGAGAGUCUUUAGGUGCCUUUUGGCAAACUCCAAGUGGGCUGUCAUGUGCCUUUUACUGAGGAAUGGCUUCCGUCUGGCCACUCUACCAUAAAAGGCCUUAUUGGUGGAGUACUGCAGAGAUGGUUGUCCUUCUGGAAGGUUCUCCCAUCUCCACAGAGGAACUCUGGAGCUCUGUCAGAUUGACCAUCGGGUUCUUGGUCACCUCCCUGACCAAGGCCCUUCGCCCCCGAUUGCUCAGUUUGGCAGGCGGCUAGCUCUAGAAAGAGUCUUGGUGGUUCCAAACUUCUUUAAUUUAAGAAUGAUGGAGGCCACUGUAUUCUUGGGGACCUUCAAUGCUGCAGAAAUGUUUUGGUACCCUUCCCCAGAUCUGUGCCUCGACACUAUCCUGUCUUGGAGCUCUACAGACAAUUCCUUUGACCUCAUGGCUUGGUUUUUGCUCUGACAUGCACUGUCAAAUGUGUAACCUUAUAUAGACAGGUGUGUGCCUUUCCAAAUCAUGUCCAAUCAAUUGAAUUUACCACAGGUGGACUCCAAUCAAAUUGUAGAAACAUCUCAAGGCUGGUCACUGGAAACAGGAUGCCCCUGAGCUCAAUUUCGAGUCUCUUAGCAAACGGUCUGAAUACUUAUGUAAAUAAGGUAUUUCUGUUUUUUAAAUGUUAAUACAUUUUUACAAAAUUCUAAAAACCUGUUUUCACUUUGUCAUUAUGGGGUAUUGUGUGUAGAUUGAUGAGGAACAUGUUUUUAUUUAAUCAAUUUUAGAAUAAGGUUGUAACGUAAUAAAAUGUGGAAAAGGUGAAGGCGUCUGAAUACUUUCUGAAUGUACUCUACAUAUUUAUAAUCACAAUUUAAUUAUAGCCUACAGUAGUGGAUUUAAUACCACUGUUUUCAGCAGUGGCAUUUUGAGACUGUGCUUUCACAUGAGCUAUUAGUGCUGUGGCACUGAAAGAACAACUCCUGGCAUUAUCACCUGUUUUUCAACAUUUAUGUUUGGCUGUAGAUUGUCUGCUUGAGUUAUAAUGAGUUUACAUGCCCUGCCUCAUACCUGCUUUUCUGGUUUCAACAGAUGGGGAAUGUGUUAGGUGCCUGUUAUGUUUGAAUAAUACAAACAUGUUAAGCAUAUAUUCUCCCAUGAAUCAGAUAUUAUUCAAAUAUUGCUGUAGCCUACACUGUAAAACCAUCAAAUAAAACCAAAUGUUAUUUGUCACAUGCUUUGUAAACAAUAUAUGUACUUAGGGGCCCUUCCCAACAAUGCAGAGCAAAGAAAAUAUGAAAUAAUAUAAAAAUAUAAAAAUAUAAACACAAGGAAUAAAUACACAUUGAGUAAUGAUAACUUAGCUAUAUCACGGGGUACCAGUACCGAGUCCAUCUGCAGGGGUACGAGGUAAUUGAGGUAGAUAUGUAUUUAUAGGUAGGGAUAAAGUGACUCGGCAACAGGAUAGAUAAUAAACAGUAACAGCAGCAUAUGUGAUGAGUCAAAAGAGUUACUGCAAAAAGCGUCAAUGCAGAUAGUCCGGGAAGCUAUUGGUCUAUGGCUGGAGAUUUUGAAAACAUUUUUUGGCCUUCUUCUGACACCGCCUGGUAUAGAGGUCCUGGAUGGCAGGGAGCUCGGCCCUAGUUAUGUACUGGGCCAUACGCACUACCCUCUGUAGCACUUUGCGGUCGGAUGCCAAGCAGAUGCCAUACCAAGCGGCGAUGCAGCCAGUCAAGAUGCUCUCAAUGGUGCAGCUGUAUAACUUUUUGAGGAUCUGAGUGCCCAUGGCAAAUAUUUUCAGCCUCCUGAGGGGAAAGAGGCGUUGUCGUGCCCUCUUCACGACUGUGCUGGUGUGUGUGGACCAUGAUAAUUCCUUAGUGAUGUGGACACAUGAAACAUGAAACAUGUGACAUGUUUAUAACCUAAACGUCAGUGUUUAAAACUUAAACAUUAGGCAUUUAGAUUUGCCAAUAAGUGUUCUCAUCUUAAACACAGGCAUUUAGAAUGCAAGAUUAAACAUGAUAGUCAGCUUUUUCCAUUCAGUUUCAAACCAGGAGAACACCUAUAUCUCCUAAGUGUUCAGAUUUUAAACACUAGUGUUUACUUUCCCAUUGUGGAGUGCAUUUAUACAUUAGAAAUUGAUGUGACUUUCCAUGCCAUUUAUUCAGAUCAGUGUUAGGAAUGUCUGUCACCUUACCUACCUUUCAGCACAACUGAACAGGACAUUUGAUUCAAGAAAUCUUUUCAAUCACGUGGUGUUGUUACUCGGCUAUGUUGACAUAAUUUCUGUUAACUCUCUCAGAGUGAAAAAGAUGUGGGAAGGGCCUCAUUAUCAUAUUUCCCAGCAUGCUUUGUUGCAGGAUGAUUUUUAGAAUAGUUUAUUUUAAUAUCUGUUUCCUCAUGCACAUUGACUGAUUAAUUGAUCUUAUACUAUACAAAGAUAAAUAACUAAAACAAUUCUAAACUAAUACAAUCUUUAAGGGGUCGGACUUAUUGCACCUGUUACGGACAUGGGUGUUCCAGUUUAGAUGGUUUAGGUAGUCUUGUUUGUUAAGUCCUCACCAUAGCAGUCACUCUGAGAGGAGGUUGUGGGUGAUACAAUAUCCAAAUUGUUGGGUAUCCUCCCUCUAAUCACUUCACAAACCAGCGUAUUGUGACUGGCAGGUCUGAUGUGGCCCAUGAGCCAGGAAUUUCAGACCACAAUGUUGAGGAUACCUAGCCCAUAACUAAAGGCCUUGUGACAUGUAUAAUAUGUUGUCAUAAAGGGUUUACUUUUAAUUGAAACACAUUCACUUAGGCAGUCACUUGGUGAAGGCUUCAUGAAUAUAAUUUAUUGAAUGCAACAAUCUCUGUCACUAACAAACACAGUCAUGGGUGGGUAUCCCUCACAUUCACUCGAAAGGCAGGCUGGGAAAUAUGCAAUAUGCAAACCACUUUACACCCUGUUAAAAUAACACCCCCAGUUUUUUUGUGUUGAAUAAACGUGUUCAUGUGUUUAAAAAGUGUUACAGCGAAUAUAACAUGUUCUGGUGUUUACAAUCUAAACACUGUGAUGCGUUUUCAUUGAAAUUCUAAAUGCCUUGGCGCGUUUAAAAAGUGUUACAGAAAAGUGUUUAGUCAUGUGUGCAGAUCCGAAACACUUGGUUUUACAAUGUACCUAGAUAGAUAGGUAUGGAAACUCAAAUUAUAUACAACUGUUAUUACAUUGUAAUUACACUGUACGAGAUACGUUCCACAAAUAAAUAAUUUACAUGGAUGUAAGCCACAACGUAGCAGUUUUGACUAUUUGUUUUUCUAUAAAAACGUUCUGACCAUCUGUUACAUCACGUUGCAGAUCCAGUGAAACCUGUUCAAAGACACGCAACACAGCCUGCUGUACAGAGGCUACAGAAAGCAGCUCCACUUGCUGAUUCAUUACACAUUAUGUCAUAACCCAUGAGCCUUUCACAAAGUGUGUUGUUUAUAUGGGGGAAACAAUCUUCCCAGCUCUGCAGAUUUUGCUGCGAAGAGACAGAAUCAUUAGAUAAUUUGUUUUGGUACUGUCCAUUUGUAGCUUGUUUUUGGUCACAGGUCCAGGAAUGGCUUGGAGCAAACCCUGCAGAUAGCACUACUGGGUGAUCUGAAAAGUCAGAGUCAAUCGAUCAAUAAUAUAAUAAUACUUUUAGCAAAAAUGUUUAUUUUCAAUUUACAAUCUGUAGAAACAAUGAGAAUAGAAGGGUUCAGAACUUUUGUGAAACAUCACAGUACAGUUGAAAAUUAUAUGGCAAAUAGAAAUCCAAUAUGGAUGGUGUUAAGAGAUAGAUAGGAGGUGUUGAAUGGAGCUGAAGGAUGGGACUAAUAACAACUAACAACAACUAAUAACAGCAAGAUAACUAAUGUAAAGCAUACUGUGUCCAUAAUAAGUACAGUGAGGGAAAAAAGUAUUUGAUCCCCUGCUGAUUUUGUACGUUUUCCCACUGACAAAGACAUGAUCAGUCUAUAAUUUUAAUGGUAGGUUUAUUUGAACAGUUAGAGACAGAAUAACAACAAAUAACAACUGACGCUUAAAUUUAGUGAGGGAGAUAAGAGUCUCCAGCUUCAGAGAUGUUUGCAGUUCGUUCCAGUCAUUGGCAGCAGAGAACUGGAAGGAAUGGCGGCCAAAGGAGGUGUUGGCUUUGGGGAUGACCAGUGAGAUAUACCUGCUGGAGCGCAGACUACGGGUGGGUGUUGCUAUGGUGACCAGUGAGCUAAGGUAAAACGGGGAUUUGCCUAGAUUGCUUCUGUGGACAGGUGUCUUUUAUACUGGUAACAAACUGAGAUUAGGAGCACUCCCUUUAAGAGUGUGCUCCUAAUCUCAGCUCAUUACCUGUAUAAAAGACACCUGGGAGCCAGAAAUCUUUCUGAUUGAGAGGGGGUCAAAUACUUAUUUCCCUCAUUAAAAUGCAAAUCAAUUUAUAACAUUUUUUACAUGCGUUUUUCUGGAUUUUUUUGUUGUUAUUCUGUCUCUCACUGUUCAAAUAAACCUACCAUUAAAAUUAUUGUCACGGCUGUCGGUGAGAUGCGGUUGAAGAAGUCAGGCGCAGGACACAGAACUCUCGGACACGUACUUUAAUCCCAUACUGAACAAUAGAAUACAGAAAUAACUCCACGCAGGGAGGAAAUAACCUGCUCACUAAUGACAUACAUGAAGGGAAAACAAUCACACACAAUGUCCUGAUGAGAGACAGGGGUAAUAUAAGGGCAACAAUCAAACAUAAUGACGAACAGGUGUAAACAACACAGACAAAACUAAACAGACACCGAUAACAUCGAACGGCAGCAGCUAGUACUCCGGGGAUGACGAACGCCGAAGCCUGCCCGAGCAAGGAGGAGGAGCAGAAUCCGUGACAGUACCCCCCCCCCCCCCCCCCCCCCCUUGACGCGCGGCUCCACCCCGGCCUCGGGGACGGCCAGGAGGACGCGGAGCAGGGCGAGUCGGAUGACUCCGGUGGAACUCUGUCAACAGGGAGGGAUCUAGGAUGUCCCUCCUAGGGACCCAGCACUGUUCCUCCGGACCGUACCCCUCCCACUCCACGAGAUACUGCAGACCCCCCAUCCGACGCCUCGAAUCCACGAUGGAACGGACUGAGUACGCCGGAGCCCCUUCGAUGUCUAGUGGGGGCGGAGGGGCCUCUCGUACCUCAUUCUCCUGGAGUGGACCAGCUACCACCGGCCUGAGGAGAGACACAUGGAACGAGGGGUUAAUGCGAUAAUUAAUAGGCAGCUUUAACCUAUAACAUACCUUGUUCAAUCUCCUCAGGACUUUAAAUGGCCCCACAAACCGCCGGCCCAGCUUCCGGCAGGGCAGGUGAAGGGGCAGGUUUCUGGUCGAGAGCCAGACCCGAUCUCCCGGUGCAUAAACCGGACCCUCACUGCGGUGGCGAUCGGCGCUCGCCUUUUGCCGUCUGAUGGCCCGCUGCAGAUGGACAUGCACAGCGUUCCAUGUCUCCUCCGAGCGCCGAAACCAUUCAUCCACCGCAGGAGCCUCGAUCUGGCUCUGAUGUCAGGGUGCCAGAACCGGCUGAUAGCCCAACACACACUGGAAAGGAGUAAGAUUAGUGGAGGAGUGGCGGAGUGAGUUUUGGGCUAUCUCUGCCCAGGGAAUAUACCCCGACCACUCCUCCUGCCGGUCCUGGCAGUAGGACCUCAGAAACCUACCCACAUCUUGGUUUACUCUCUCCACCUGCCCAUUACUCUCAGGGUGAAAACCCGAGGUAAGGCUGAUCGAGACCCCCAAACGUUCCAUAAACGCCCUCCACACUCUAGAGGUGAACUGGGGACCCCGAUCAGACACUAUAUCCUCAGGCACCCCGUAGUGCCGGAAAACGUGAGUAAACAGGGCUUCGGCCAUUUGUAGGGCUGUAGGAAGACCUGGCAUAGGGAUGAGACGGCAGGCCUUAGAAAACCGAUCCACAACGACCAAGAUCGUGGUAUUCCCCUAGGAGGGGGGAAGGUCCCUGACAAAAUCCACUGACAGGUGAGACCACGGCCGUUGUGGAACGGGCAGAGGUUGUAACUUCCCUCUGGGCAGGUGUCUAGGCGCCUUACACUGGGCGCACACCGAGCAGGAAGAAACGUAAUCCCUCACGUCCCUGGCUAAGGUGGGCCACCAGUACUUCCCGCUAAGACAGUGCACUGUCCGACCAAUACCAGGAUGACCAGAGGAGGGUGACGUGUGAGCCCAAUAAAUCAGUCGGUCACGGACCUCGAGCGGCACGUACCUCCGUCCCUCUGGACACUCUGGGGGAGUAGGGUCGGUACGUAACGCCCGCUCGAUUUCCGUGUCGACCUCCCACACCACCGGUGCCACUAGACAAGACUCCGGUAGUAUGGGAGUGGGCUCAAUGGACCUCUCCUCUGUGUCAUAUCGUCGGGACAGGGCGUCUGCCUUAACGUUCUAUGACCCUGGGAUAUACGUGAUCUUAAAUACAAACCGGGCAAGAAACAUGGCCCACCUAGCCUGACGAGGGUUCAGUCUCUUCGCUGCCCGGAUGUACUCCAGGUUACGAUGGUCAGUCAGAAUGAGAAAAGGGUGGUUAGCCCCCUCAAGCCAAUGUCUCCACACCUUCAGGGCUUGGACCACAGCUAGCAGCUCCCUGUCCCCCACGUCAUAAUUGCGUUCCGCCGGACUGAGCUUCUUGGAAUAGAAAGCACAGGGGCGGAGUUUUGGAGGCGUGCCCGAGCGCUGAGACAGUAUAGCACCGAUCCCCGCCUCGGACGCAUCCACCUCGAUUUGGAACGCCAAAGAGGGAUCCGGAUGUGCCAGCACCGGAGCUGAGGUGAACAGGUCCUUCAAAUGACUAAACGCCCUGUCCGCCUCAGCCGACCACUGCAAACGCACCGGGCCACCCUUUAGCAGGGAGGUAAUGGGAGCUGCUACCUGUCCAAAACCCCGGAUAAACCUCUGGUAGUAAUUGGCAAAACCCAAAAAACGCUGCACCUCCUUUACUGUAGUUGGAGUCUGCCAAUUACGCACGGCUGAAACGCGGUCAAUCUCCAUCUCCACCCCUGACGCGGGACACCGGUGUCCCGGGAAAGGGGAGAUGGACUCCUGGUAAAACAGACAUUCUCUGCUUCACUUUACAGAUCAUGCUCCAACAGUCUACCAGCACCGACGUACAUUUCAUUACAUUUUGUCAUUUAGCAGACGCUCUUCCGACGCCUUACAGUUAGUGAUAAUAUUUUUAUGCGCCCCCGGGGAACGAACCCACCACCCUGGCGUUGAAACGCAGCUCUAUAAACUGAGCUCAUCCCUGCCCGGCCAUCCUCCCCAAAACCUGGACGACGCGGGAGCCAAAAGGUGGCCGAAACUGAUCUCCGGCGCGGCCGGCUGCCGAAAAGGCCGGAUUCGAACCAGAUCUCUAGUGGCACGGUGCCUGUAUGCAUGCCUUAGCCCAAAACUGCGCCGGGCGUACCAGGAACAGCCGGAAUUUGUGCGGAGUAUAUCAAAAGGGUCAUCAAUAACCCAUACCCCUGUCCAUCAAUCCCGAAAACUCGUCCCAAAAUGAUGGGAAGACUGAAGGAGCAUUCAUUAGACCGUAUGGUAUGACGAGGUACUCAUAGUGACCCGAGGUGGUACUGAAUGCUGUCUUCCACUCAUCUCCUUCCCGAAUGCGCACCAGGUUGUAAGCGCUCCUGAGAUCCAAUCUUGUGAAGAAGCGCGCCCCGUGUAAUGACUCCGUCAUACUAGAAAUCAGAGGGAGAGGAUAGCUGUAUUUAAUAGUGAUCUGAUUGAGACCACGGUAAUCAAUACACGGGCGUAAAUCCCCAUCCUUCUUCUUCACAAAAAAUAAACUUGAGGACGCAGGAGAAGUGGACGGCCGUAUGUAUCCCUGUCUCAAGGAUUCGGUGACGUAUGUCUCCAUAGCAGCCAUCUCCUCCUGAGACAGAGGAUACACAUGGCUGCGAGGGAGCGCAGCGCCAACCUGGAGGUCUAUCGCACAAUCCCCCUGUCGAUGAGGUGGUAAUUGAGUCGCCUUCUUCUUACAGAAGGCACGUGCCAAAUCGGACAUACUCAGGAGGAAUGUGCAUUGUGGGUAUUUGGUUCGGACUCUCCACCGUCGUUGCCCCUACGGAAACACCUACACACCGCCCCACACACUGAUCAGACCAUCUCUUGAGAGCCCUCUGUUGCCAUGAAAUGUUGGGGUCAUGAGAUGUUAACCAGGGAAGCCCCAACACCACUGGAAACGCAGGAGAGUCAAUUAAAUACAACUGUAUAGUCUCCUCAUGACCCUUCUGCGUUUUCAUCUUCAGUGGCGCUGUGACCUCCCUAAUCAAUCCCGACCCCAAAGGCCGGCUAUCUAGGGCAUGGAUAGGGAAGGGCACAUCGACUGGUAAUAUAGGGAUUCCUAACUUAUAUGAGAAAUGGCGAUUGAUAAAAUUCCCAGCUGCGCCUGAAUCGACUAGCGCCUUAUGCUGGGAGUAAGAAGAAAUCUCUGGAAACACAACUUGAAUACACAUAUGAACAACAGAGAGCUCUGGGUGAGUUGCGGCCUUACUCACCGGGAAUGACUUAUCCAUGCAUUGCCUGCUGCCUCGAAUCCGAGGAGACCCUCCCCAGCACCGAACCGCCGUGUGUCCUCGGCGGCCACAGUUGGUGCAGGGGACAGCCUCCCUCCUGGCCUCCCUACUACCAGCACCCCCGAGCUCCAUAGGGCUCGGCUCGGAGGUGCUGGGGGAUGGAAUGGACGGCCCCAGCUCCGGACGUCCGCGGGUAGCCAACAGGGUAUCCAGGCGAAUCGACAUGUCCACCAGCUGAUCGAAGCUUAUGUUGAUGUCCCUGCAGGCCAACUCUCGACGAACGUCCUCUCUUAAGCUACACCUGUAGUGGUCGAUGAGGGCCCUCUCAUUCCAUCCCGAAUUGGCACUCAGAGUCCGGAAGUCCAGUGUGAAUUCCUGCGCGCUCCUCCUCCCCUGUCUGAGGUGGAAUAGACGCUCACCCGCCGCCUUCCCCUCCGGGGGAUGAUCGAACACUGCCCUGAAGCGGCGGGUGAACUCCGCAUAGUUCACAGUAGCGGCGUCUAUCCCUCCCCACUCGGCGUUGGCCCACUCCAGUGCCUUGCCGGACAGACAGGAGAUGAGGGCGGACACGCUUUCGUAUCCCGAGGGUGCCGGGUGAAUGGUUGCCAGGUAAAGUUCCACCUGGAGCAGGAAACCCUGACACCCGGCUGCGGUGCCAUCAUAAGCCCUCGGGAGCGAGAGCCGAAUCCCACUGGACUCCGGAUGUGAGACGAUAGGAGUGGCCGAUGGUGGUGGUAUCGUUGGAGGAGGUGUGGGCAAACCUUCUCUCUCCCAUCGUCCCAAAGUGUUAAUCACGUUAUCCAUGGUGGCACCAAGAUUUUGUAGCAUCGCUGCCUGUUGUAGGACGCGCUCCUCGAGUGAUCCGGUCGGUGCCGUCGCUCCUGCUGACUCCAUGUUGUGGUGUGUGAUUCUGUCACGGCUGUCGGUGAGAUGCGGUUGAAGAAGUCAGGCGCAGGACACAGAACUCUCGGACACGUACUUUAAUCCGAUACUGAACAAUAGAACACAGAAAUAACUCCACGCAGGGAGGAAAUAACCUGCUCACUAAUGACAUACGUGAAGGGAAAACAAUCACACACAAUAACCCGAUGAGAGACAGGGGUAAUAUAAGGGCAACAAUCAAACAUAAUGACGAACAGGUGUAAACAAUACAGACAAAACUAAACAGACACCGAUAACAUCGAACGGCAGCAGCUAGUACUCCGGGGACGACGAACGCCGAAGCCUGCCCGAGCAAGGAGGAGGAGCAGCCUCGGCAGAAUCCGUGACAAUUAUAGACUGAUCAUGUCUUUGUCAGUGGACAAAUGUACAAAAUCAGCAGGGGAUCAAAUACUUUUUUCCCUCACUCAUGCAUAGGUUAUAGGUUGAGAGCUUUUGUGAAAGAGCACAGUUAGAAAGAUAUGGCAUAUAGAAACAAACCGGAUGGACAUCAUGAAAAUGAUCAGAGCGGUUGAGGGUAGAGGAAGUUCAGGAGUAAAAACAAACAAAGUAGAAUUAUUGUAAAAUUGACUGUGUCCCUAAAAUGUAUAUAGUAUGUUGUUCACUAGUUUACUCCAAUUAGGGAAGGGGUGGUGGGGUUGGAAAGUAAUAAAGGGAAAUCAAUAUUUUAAAAAAAGGAUAUGUAUACAAACGUCCUUUUUUCAGGACCCUGUCUUUCAAAGAUAAUUUGUAAAAAUCCAAAUAACUUCACAGAUCUUCAUUGUAAAGGGUUUAAACACUGUUUCCCAUGCUUGUUCAAUGAACCAUAAACAAUUAAUGAACAUGCACCUGUGGAAGGGUCGUUAAGACACUAACAGCUUACAGACGGUAGGCAAUUAAGGUCACAGUUAUGAAAACUUAGGACACUAAAGAGGCCUUUCUACUGACUCUGAAAAACACCAAAAGAAAGAUGCCCAGGGUCCCUGCUCAUCUGCGUGAACGUGCCUUAGGCAUGCUGCAAGGAGGCAUGAGGACUGCAGAUGUGGCCAGGGCAAUACAUUGCAAUGUUACACCAGGAACGCACAAUAUCUUCAUCAGUGCUCAGACUGUCCGCAAUAGGCUGAGAGAGGCUGGACUGAGGGCUUGUAGGCCUGAUGUAAGGCAGGUCCUCACCAAACAUCACCGGCAACAAUGUCGCCUAUGGGCACAAACCCACCGUCGCUGGACCAGACAGGACUGGCAAAAAGUGCUCUUCACUGACGAGUCGCGGUUUUGUCUCACCCACGGUGAUGGUCAGAUUCACUUUUAUCAUGGAAGGAAUGAGCGUUACACCGAGACCUGUACUCUGGAGCGGGAAUGAUUUGGAGGUGGAGGGUCCGUCAAUAUCUGGGUCGGUGUGUCACAGUAUCAUCGGACUGAGCUUGUUGUCAUUGCAGGCAAUCUCAACGCUGUGCGUUACAGGGAAGACAUCCUCCUCCCUCAUGUGGUACCCUUCCUGCAGGCACAUCCUGACAUGAUCCUCCAGCAUGACAAUGCCACCAGCCAUACUGCUCGUUCUGUGCGUGAUUUCCUGCAAGACAAGAAUUUCAGUGUUCUGCCAUGGCCAGCGAAGAGCCCGGAUCUCAAUCCCAUUGAGCACGUCUGGGAGGGGGGAGGGGGGGGGGGGGGGGGGGGGUGUGUAGAAGUAUUACUUUAUCCUAUCCCAGGUAUUCCUUAAAGAGGUGGGGUUUCAAAUGUCUCCGGAAGGUGGUGAGCGAGGGUGAAGAGUGGGGUAACAUCUCACAGCAAGAACUGGCAAAUCUGGUGCAGUCCAUGAGGAGGAGAUGCACUGCAGUACUUAAUGCAGCUGGUGGCCACACCAGAUACUGACUGUUACCUUUGAUUUUGACCCCCCCUUUGUUCAGGGACACAUUAUUCAAUUUAUGUUAGUCACAUGUCUGUGGAACUUGUUCAGUUUAUGUCUCAGUUGUUGAAUCUUGUUAUGUUCAUACAAAUAUUUACACAUUUCUUUUUUUGCUGAGUUGAUAUGCAUGUAUAUGUAUUUGUAUGUAUGUGUAUAUGUAUGUGUAUGUAUGUAUAUGUAUUUGUAUGUAUGUAUGUGUAUAUGUAUGUGUAUGUAUGUAUAUGUAUAUAUAUAUAUAUAUAUAUAUAUAUAUAUAUAUAUAUAUAUAUAUAUAUAUAUAUUUGCGAGAAAAAAAACAUAUGGGGGAUUGGAAGUGAUGCAAACAAUUACAUUGAUGAAAGUUACAAUCUAUCUACAAUAUUAAAGCUGAUCUACCCCCAAAGAAAAAAAAAGUAUGUUGUCGUACAAUCCAGGAGAAAUAGAAAAUAUUUCUGGGGUGCAUUCCAAAUGUGGAGGCGUGGAAAAUGAAGGUAGCAUAGCCUACAAACACGUACACGCACGCACGGACGUACACACGGACACACACACACACGGACACACGCGCACGCACACACACACACACACACAAGGCAAUCACAUAGGCCUAGGUAAUGAUAAUGAUUAUGCAUAGGUAAUGGUGACACUAAUGCUGUAAUGCAUUUGGAGUAAAGCUGAAACAAAUUACAUUUAGUAAACCCUAGAUAAUGGGUGUCAAAUAAAAUUGCUACGGGGGCCGAAUUCGGUCUUUAACGAAGUCUGGAGUGCCACACUGAUUUUACAAAUAUAUUUCCUCGCAGUCCAAAUUUGCUAAAGAUAGAAUUUUCGAUAAUCCCUGGCUGUCUCGCUUUAAUUUAGGUGAUUAUUAGGUCCAUUAUAAUUUCUACACAGUUUUGAUUUUGGUUUUAGUCAUUUAAAAGUAUAUAGAGUUUAUUUUUUAUUUUUUACACAAUCCAGCCGCGGGCCUGAUUGGAAAUUCAAUUAUACAGCAGUUAUUACAUUGUAAUUACACUGUAAGAGACACGUUCCAUAUACAGAUAAAGAAAGAGUUUAUAUGGAUACAGGCCACACUGUAGCAGUUUUGACUAACUAUUUGUUUUUCCAUCCAAACAUUCAGCAGGAGGAUGAGUCACUUGACUUGACUGACGAAUUGCCAUGUGAGGGGUUAAAAAAAACAACCUCAACACAAACGGUACUCAUUAUGUACACAAGGCUGAUAAUGCUGUAUCCAUAGGCUUUACAUUGUGCACGUUCAUUUAUACAUGAAUUAGUAUUCAACAUGUCGUCUCCUCUUGGUUUAGAGCAUUUCAAUCUUCCUGCUACACAACUAUGUCUGUGUCAAUAACUGAUUUCAAUGGUAUUGCUACACUUUGCACUUCAAAGUAAAUCUCUGCUCUGUUAAAAGUACACUCAAGAAAAAUUAUUUUUAUUUAUCAUAGUGAUUAAGAAGUUAAACAAAUAAAUAUUCCCCACCAACAUUAGACAACUAAACAGAAAAAACUCAAAUUAAUUAAAUAUAUAAGUAAGUCAGUGAUGAGAGAAUAGUCAGAUUAACUGAAAAUUGAUACAGACAUGGUGGUGUAGCAGGAAGAUUGGCACGCCAUGAACCAAGAGGUUGUGAGUUCAAAUCCCAGGUGCGGACAUGUUGAAUAAUAAUUACUGUAUAAAUGAGCAUGCACAAUGUGUGUCAAAUAUGUAAGUUGAGAACAUUUUAUGUUACAAUCAGUGUGCGUAACUAGUUACACAGCCUUUUUGGGGGGUAAAAUACCAACAAUAUUUGUUUGUUUGUUGAAUGAACACAUAAGACAAAUUGAGAAAAUACAUAAUUUUAAAUUGAUAGAAGUUUUCUCAUGUUGGAGCUAAGUUUCCGGCCAACUAAAAAUAUUAAGUUCAGGUAACACUUUAACCAAAAAGUUGAGUAAACUAAAAAAGGCUGUGGAACCAGUUACUUAAUAAUAAUGAGUUGAAACAACUAGAUUUGUGUUUUUUUUUUGUACACUGUGUGAGUGUGUGUGUUUGCGUGUGUGUGUGUAUGUGUGCGUGCAUGCAUGCAUGCGUGCACAACAUAGGUGAACAAAGAAAGUCGAUAUCCACAAGUCUGGACACAGACCUGUCAUAUUGAUUUUGAGAAGUCAUUCGAGAGAGAACAACUACAGACUCCAGUAAAUGUUUUACUGUAGAAAUCUGUCUCUGCAUGUUGUGGCGCUGCUUGUUGUGUGUAAAAAUAAACCAAAAUUGUAGAAUUAUGCCCUGAAUGUGACUGGUUUAACCAUAGUUGAUAUCAAAUAAAUCAAAAUAAAUAAAAUAAAAUCAUCAUCAUCAUCACCAUGGCCACCAACACUGCUAAAUGCUAGUAAUCUAUAAGUAGCGUGUGAUCAUCCUGAUUUAGGAGGGGAGAUGAGCGCAUGUGAGAACAGCUGUAGCGACGUGGUUGUUGCCGUGGAGACACUGCAUGCCGUGUCGUUGAGGUGAUUCUGUUCUGUUUGCAGUUCUAACUCACGUUUCCACUGUGUCCAGAUUGGCCUGGGGGUUGAUUCCACUCAUUUCUCUGACUAAUUGCUUGGAAAGUGAAGACGUUUCUUGGCUCUGUGCAUCAGUGUGUGAAGAAAGACUACAUAGACAAAGGGUGCUUUGGUAAUAGAUGUGGUUCAAAUGGUGAACCACACUCACGUAACUAUAUUGAACAAAAAUAUUAACUCAACAUGCAACAGUUUUAACGAUUUUACUGAGUUACAGUUCAUAUAAGGAAAUCAGUCAAUUUAAAUUAAUUCAGUAGGCCCUAAUCUAUGGAUUUCAAAUAACUGGGAAUAGAGAUAUGCAUCUGUUGGUCACAGAUACUGUACCUUAAAAAAAGGUAGGGGCGUGGAUCAGAAAACCAGUCAGCAUCUGGUGUGACCACCAUUUGUUUCAUGCAGCGCGACACAUCUCCUUCACAUAGAGUUGAUCAGGCUGUUGAUUGUGGCCUGUGGAAUGUUGUCCCACUCCUCUUCAAUGGCUGUCGUGCAUGUCAAUCCAGAGCAUCCCAAACAUGCUCAAUGGGGGACAUGUCUGGUGAGUAUGCAGGCCAUGGAAGAACUGGGACAUUUUCAGCUUCCAGGAAUUGUGUAUAGAUCCUUGUGACAUGGGGCUGUGCAUUAUCGUGCUGACAGAUGAUGUGAUGAUGGUGGAUGAAUGGCACGACAAUGGAUCUCAGGAUCUCGUCACGGUAUCUCUGUGCAUUCAAAUUGCCAUUGAUAAAAUGCAGCUGUGUUUGUUGUCCGUAGUUUAUGCUUGCCCAUACCAUAACCCCAGCACCACCAUGGGGCACUUUGUUCACAACGUUGACAUCAGCAAACUGCUCACCCACACAACGCCAUAAAAGUGGUCUGCAGUUGUGAGGCUGGUUGGACAUACUGCCAAAUUCUCUAAAACGAUCAUGCUGUUUUAUCAGCUUCUUAAUAUGCCACACCUGUCAGGUGGAUGGAUUAUCUUGGUAAAGGAGAAAUGCUCACUAACAGGGAUGUAAACAAAUUUGUGCACAAAAUCCGAGAAAAAUACGCUUUUUGUGCGUAUGGUAAAUUUCUGGGAUAUUUUAUUUCAGCUCAUGAAAAAUGGGACCAACACUUUACAUGUUGUGUUUAUAUUGCUGUUCAGUGUAGUUUACCGGAGACCUAAGGCCUUGCAUUAGCUGCACAAAAUAAGCUUUAGCUACAGCGGUGUGCAAGAGACGCGGAUUUGUCAAAUCCCAUGUCUAGCAGAAACUCAAUGUUGGUGUCUGACCUGCUGAGUCUGUUAUGUACAGAGACAGAGACUACAGUACAGUGAUGGAUCACGCACAGGUUACUACAGAGGCUGCGAUGUUGCAUUUUAUUACAGGCGUUGUCCCAAAUGACACCUUAUUCUCUGUUUACUGCACUACUUUCGACCAGGGCCCAUAUGUAUCCUGGGGUGUAAAAACAGUUGUAGAGCUUUUCUUUGUAGUGAUUUCUGUCCUGUGAUUAAAUCAUGCAUUUGAAUUGGUUUCAUGAGUAAUGGGGUACACUGGUGAAACAUGACAUGGACACACAUCAUUAGUCACAAAGCACUCACUUCUUCAAAAGGCAUGGUCAUGGUACAAAAUGUAUUAGUCUAACAGGCAUUUUACAUUUAAUUCACUCAAAUAUAUAGCAACAAAAUGCCGCUGCUAAAUCAAAUUUCAAAAAGCUGUUUAUAUCUUACUCCAAUACAGCUAAAUGUGAAAACUGUGUAUAUAGAUCGACAUCAUGCAACACAACAAUAUCUUUAAAGAUCUGAUGACUCUGUGUGAGAUAAAAGCUCCCAUUGCCUUGUGUGUGUGUGUGUGUGUGUGUGUGUGUGUGUGUGUGUGUGUGUGUGUGUGUGUGUGUGUGUGUGUGUGCGUGCGUGUGUGUGUGUGUGUGUGUGCACGAGUACCUGAGAGUAGGACAGGUGAACUGACAUUCUUAUUGCUUUCAGAACAAUAGCUUUUAUGGGAGCCAGGAAUAAGCUCUUUGAAGCGCUGUGCUGCUUUUGUGUGUCACGACUAGUUAGAUUCACCAAUACAAACACUGCCCACAUCUUUCUACCAUAACAACAACUACUGGACCUAUUAAAGUCUGAGCAACAAUCAUGUUCUGUAUACAGUCGCUUCAAUAGACAGGGGUUAAGGACUGUCAAUGAGGUGCAGGUCAGCACAGUCUGAUUCACUGUCACUCAAUUACACCCUUAGAAAAAAGAGUUCCAAAAGGGUUAUUUGGCUGUCCCCAUAGGAUAACCCUUUUUGGUUCCAGGUAGAACACUCUGUAGAAAAGGUUCUACGUGGAACCCAAAAGGGUUCUACCUGGGACCAAAAAGGGUUCUUCAAAGGGUUUGUCACGCCCUGACUCAGAGGACGCUUAUAUGUUGAGUCAGGGUGUGUAUAUUCCUUGUUGUGAUUUUCUAUGUUGUAUUUUCUAUGUUUAGAUCUAGUAUGUCUAGAUCUAUGUUGGCCGGUGUGGUUCCCAAUCAGAGGCAGCUGUCGCUCGUUGUCUCUGAUUGGGGACCAUACUUAGGCAGCCUAUUGGCACUAGUGGGUUGUGGGAUCUUGUUCCGUGUUAGGUAUGUUGUUUGUGUACGUUGGACUUCACGUUUCGUUUGUUGUUUUGUCGUUGUGUAUUCGGUUCAAAUAAACAUGUAUGCAAAUCACGCUGCGCCUUGGUCUGACCCGUCUAUGAACGAACGUGACAGAAGAUCCCACCAAACGAGGACCAAGCAGCGUGCCCAGGAAGAGCGAAUAGCCAUGUCACAGGUGGGCAAAUGGUGGUCAUGGGAGGAGAUAUUUGCGGGGAAAGGGCCAUGGGCAAAGGUAGAUGCCCAGGCAGGAGAGGAGCAACGGCAGCACAGAGGAAGCCGGUCGAGGAAGAAGCCUGAGUGACAGCCCCAAUAUUUUUUUUUGGGGGGGGGGGGGGGGGGGCUAAGAGGGUGGUUGGCGGAGCCUAGGGUUAGAGCAGAGCCAACUCCCCGUACUCACGCGAGAAGGCGUAUGACUGGGCAAGCUCCAUGUUAUGCGGAGCUACGUCCUCGUAAAACUGACUAUCCUACCGAUCCUUGACUUCGGCGAUGUAAUUUACAAAAUAGCCUCCAACACUCUACUCAGCAAAUUGGAUGUAGUCUAUCACAGUGCCAUCCGUUUUGUCUCCAAAGCCCCAUACACUACCCACCACUAUGACCUGUACGCUCUUGUUGGCUGGUCCUCACUACAUGUUCGUCGUCAAACCCACUGGCUCCAGGCCAUCUAUAAAUCACUGCUAGGCAAAUCCCCGCCUUAUCUUAGCUCAUUGGUCACCAUAGCAGCACCCACCCGUAGUCUGCGCUCCAGCAGGUAUAUCUCACUGGUCAUUCCCAAAGCCAACACCUCCUUUGGCCGCCAUUCCUUCCAGUUCUCUGCUGCCAAUGACUGGAACGAAUUGCAAAAAUCUCUGAAGCUGGAGACUCUUAUCUCCCUCAAUAACUUUAAGCAUCAGUUGUCAGAGCACCUUACCGAUCACUGCACCUGUACACAGCCCAUCUGAAAUUAGCCCACCCAACUACCUCAUCCCUAUAUUGUUAUUUAUUUUGCUCUUUUGCACCCCAGUAUCUCUAUUUGCACAUAAUAUCUUGCACAUCUAGCAUUCCAGUGUUAAUACUAUUGUAAUUAUUCUGCACUAUAGCCUAUUUAUUGCCUUACCUCCAUAACUUGCUACAUUUGCACACACUGUAUAUAUAUUUUCUGUUGUAUUUCUGACUUUAUGUUUUUUACCCCAUAUGUAACUCUGUGUUGUUUUUAUUGCACUACUUUGCUUUAUCUUGGCCAGGUCGCAGUUGUAAAUGAGAACCUGUUCUCAACUGGCUUACCUGGUUAAAUAAAGGUGAAAUAAAAUAAAAAAAGUACUGUGUCGCCAGUGCGCCGGCACAGGCCUGUACGUCCUGUGCUUGCACCACGCACGUGCCGUGCGAAGAUGGGCAUCCAGCCAGGACGGGGUGUGCCGGCUCAACGCUCCUGGUCUCCAGUACGCCUCCUCGGUCCCGCGUAUCCUGCGCCAGUUCCACGAGCUGUAUCGCCAGUGUGCGUGCACAGCCCAGUGCGUCCUGUGCCAGCGCCCCGCACGUGUAGUGCGAAAGUGGGCAGCCAGCCAGGAUGGGUUGUGCCAGCUCUCCGCUCCAGACCUCCAGUCCGCCUUCGCAGUCCGGUCCGGCCCGUUCCUGCUCCUCGCACCAAGCCAGUGGUGCGCGUCGCCAGCCCGGCCCGGCCUGUUCCUGCCCCUCGAACCAAGCCAGUGGUGCGCGUCGCCAGCCCGGCCUGGCCUGUUCCUGCCCCUCGCACCAAGCCAGUGGUGCGCGUCGCCAGCCUGGUCCGGCCUGUUCCUGUCCCUCGCACCAAGCCAGUGGUGCGCGUCGCCAGCCCGGCCCGACCUGUUCCUGCCCCUCGCACCAAGCCAGUGGUGCGCGUCGCCAGCCCUGCCCGGCCUGUUCCCGCCCCUCGCACCAAGCCAGUGGUGCGCGUAGACAGCCCGGUCCGGCCUGUUCUUGACCCUCGCACCAAGCCAGUGGUGCGCGUCGCCAGCCCGGCCCGGCCUGUUCCUGCCCCUCGCACCAAGCCAGUGGUGCGCGUCGCCAGCCCGGCCCGGCCUGUUUCUGCCCCUCGCACCAAGCCAGUGGUGCGCGUCGCCAGCCCGGCCCGGCCCUGUGCCUCGCACCAAGCCAGUGGUGCGCGUCGCCAGCCCGGUCCGGCCUGUUCCUGCCCCUCACACCAAGCCAGUGGUGUGCGUCGCCAGCACGGCCUGUUCCUGCUCCCCGCACCAGGCCAGUGGUGCACGUCGCCAGUCCGGUACGGCCCGUUCCUGCUCCCCGCACCAAGCCAGUGGUGCGCGUCGCCAGCCCGGUCCGGCCUGUUCCUGCUCCUCGCACCAAGCCAGUGGUGCGUGUGUCCAGUCCGGCAUGGCCCGUGCCUGUUCCACCGGUGCCCAGUUCAGCUCCGGUCAGCUGCUCCACUCCGGAGCCAGAGCAAUCCGCUUCACCGGGGUCCAGUCCAGCUCCGGUCAGCGGCUCUAAUCCGGAGCCAGAGCAGUCCGCUCCACCGGUGCCUGAUCCAGCUCCGGUCAGCUGCUCCACUCCGGAGCCAGAGCAGUCCACUCCACCGGGGUCCAAUCCAGCUCCAGUCAGCGGCUCCACUCCGGAGCCAGAGCAAUCCGCUUCACCGGGGUCCCGUCCAGCUCCAGUCAGCGGCUCCACUCCGGAGCCAGAGCAGUCCGCUCCACCGGUGCCUGAUCCAGCUCCGGUCAGCGGCUCCACUCCGGAGCCAGAGCAGUCCGCUCCACCGGUGCCUGAUCCAGCUCCGGUCAGCGGCUCCACUCCGGAGCCAGAGCAGUCCGCUCCACCGGGGUCCAGUCCAGAUCCGGUCAGCGGCUCCACUCCGGAGCCAGAGCAGUCCACUCCACCGGUGCCAAGUCCAGCUCCAGUCAGCGGCUCCAGUCCAGAGCCUGAGCAGUCCGCUCCACCGGUGCCAGGUCCAGCUCCGGUCAUCGGAUCCAGUCCAGACUCAGACGUCAGCCCCUCUCCAGGUUCGGGGUCUCCCACACCAGGGUCCAGACAGGGCUUGGAGUAUAGUGGGAGGAAGGAGAGGGGAAGCAACGCGCCGAGGUCUAGACCAGACCAGGGGCGCAACAGGGAGGCGAAGAGUGAGAGGUCGUCACGCCCUGAGCCGGAUCCGCCUCCGAGGCGGAAUGCCCACCCGGCCCCUACCCUGUUAUGUGUAUGUUGUGCGGUCGGAGUCCGCACCUUUGGGGGGGGGGGGGGGGGUACUGUCACGCCCUGACUCAGAGGACGCUUAUAUGUUGAGUCAGGGUGUGUAUAUUCCUUGUUGUGAUUUUCUAUGUUGUAUUUUCUAUGUUUAGAUCUAGUAUGUCUAGAUCUAUGUUGGCCGGUGUGGUUCCCAAUCAGAGGCAGCUGUCGCUCGUUGUCUCUGAUUGGGGACCAUACUUAGGCAGCUUAUUGGCACUAGUGGGUUGUGGGAUCUUGUUCCGUGUUAGGUAUGUUGUUUGUGUACCUUGGACUUCACGUUUCGUUUGUUGUUUUGUUGUUGUGUAUUCGGUUCAAAUAAACAUGUAUGCAUAUCACGCUGCGCCUUGGUCUGACCCGUCUAUGAACGAACGUGACAGGGUUCUCCUAUGGGGACAGCCAAAGAACCCUUUAAGGUUCUAGAUAGCACCUUUUUUUCUAAGAGUGGGGCUAUGUGGAGUGGACCUCAGUAUUGUAAAAAAUACCUCUCUUGAAAAACCCUUCUCUCUAUGUCACCUAACACAACAUAUACGUUCCCAUCUCAUUCAUGUGAUGUGGUGACGUUAGUAGCAGUAGGUGGGUUUCCAAUCAAGAGUGUGUAUGAAUAAUUUAAAGCUGCGUCAUGUUAUGCAGUGUUUGGUGGGUAUUAUAAAGUGUGUGUGUGUGUGUGUGUGUGUGUGUGUGUGUGUGUGUGUGUGUGUGUAAGGGAGGUAUGUGUGAAGGCAUCAUGCAGAGUGUAAACGUUUACAGAUUCCUUAAUAAGAACCAGUAGGACUCCCAGCUCUAAGCCUCAUCCCUGUCAGGCAUCAUGUCAAAUAGUAUGUCAUGUGUUUACCCUGGCCAUAUCUCUCUAUAGGCCAUAUGCUGCUAAUUUGUACAGCAGAGAGGUGAUGUACCAUAGGUAUGACUGAUGGAGCUACACCGUCACAGCUGAUUCUCUGAAAUGGCACCCUAUUCCCAACAUUGUGUAAUACACCCUAUUCCCUAUCGGCCCUGGUUUAAAGUAGUGCACUAUAUAGGGAGUAGGGUGCCAUUUUGAACUCUGUUUCUCAUCUGUCUGCCAGCGUGAUGACAGCAUCUAGUGUGGAGAAUGAUGACAGUGGACACACAGUCUCUUCUGUCUGCUGCCAGCGUGAUUGACAGCUCUCGGUAGCCAAAGGCACUUCACAGCUGCACUCUGUCCCCCCCUCCAUACAUAGCUGUCAUCUCCUACAGCCACAUGAGCUGGACCAUAACAUUGACAGGGAUUGUUUGGGGUGUGUGCGUGUACUGUGUGUGUGUAUGGUGUGUGUGCGCAUGUGGAAGGGUGUGUGUGUCUCAGUGGCUGUCAUCUCCAACCACUGUUGACAAGGAGUGUUUGGUGAAGACUUCUGUCAAUGGGGUAGUGUGGUCUUGACAGUGAUUGUUGUUUGGUUGUGGUGGUGCUGUGUGUGUGAUGUGUGUUUGUAUGUGUAUGGUUGUGUGUGGUUCUGCCAAUGAGGUUGUGGUCUUGAUAAAGAUUUUUUGGUGGGGCGAGGUGUGUGUGUCUGCGUGUGGUCUUGACAGCGAUUUUUUGUCGAGUUUGUUUAGACAUUAUUGGUUACUUUGAGGGCUAGAAGCAACUCAGAAAAGGUUCUAGGAAUCCUGUCAAAACCUGUUUUAAGACUAAAAAACACUCCCAGCUCAGAGUAGGUUUUAGAAUAAUAUGACAAUGCCCAGACAAAGUCUGAGCCAGGAGUAAAAUCAACUCAUAACAUUUUAUCUCCGCUGGUAAUCACGACAGUUUGAGGUACCGCAAAGGAAAGACGGUGAUGCUCAUUGACAUUGUUGUAAAUAAUGGAGAAUAACCAAUCACGAAUCGGCAUCGCCAGCUGUACACGCUUCAGACAACCACGGUGAAUAUGACUGUCAAAUGUUGCAAUGGUAAAACAUUUGAUAGAAUUUUCGCCUUACACGAUCACUUUGCCUACUUUUAAAUCUUUGCUAAUAUGUUGGUGUGCAUAACAUAUAUUAUGUCUUUUUAUUAAUUUCUUAUUACAAAAGCGGCAUUUUUUAUGAUAUUACCGUUAUAUCAACACACUCAUCUCUCCCGUUUAACAACUCUAAAUCGCUUUGGCACAGUUGGCAUCAAAUCACUUGCCGAUAAUGUUGCAUAAAAUGUUUGAAAGGUCUGUAAUUUUCACCGAACACAAUCAAAGUUAACAUAGGCCCUAGAUGCCUUUAAUUUAGGCAUAUUUUUUUUAAAUGUGUUAUUGCGCUCCAAAUGGAUUACUUGAAAUAACGUGAUGUAGGUUAAUUAAAUAAUCAAAAUCAAAAUCUGAUACUUUAUAAGCCUACUGUAUGUGGUUGUGGGUUCGAUUCCCACGGGGGGCCAGUAUGAAAAUGUAUGCACUCACUAACUGUAAGUCGCUCUGGAUAAGAGCGUCUGCUAAAUGACAAAAAAUGUAAAAUGUUAUAAGUAUCUAGGCAUAUCAUGUGAAAUAGGGCUCAUGUGAAAUCAUUUUCAAAAGUAUGUCGGUCUAGAUUAUUUAUGGGUUGAUCAUAUAGAAAUAUCAAAACAUUCUUUCAGCAAAGCAAUUGCAUGUAGCGCAGGAACCACUGACUACAUUUUCUAUUAUCAAGACACCUGCUGGUAACUCAACUCAUGAGGUGUCCUAAAUAUCUGUCGACUAGGUGGGACUCUUAUGACUAAAGAGGCUUCAUGCAUAGCUUUUAUUUUUAUCCAUAAGGGUAGGAGUAAAAUGUCUCUAUUCUCAGCACUUACAACCAAUUCUCUAGUCUGAGACACUUUGUGGAUAAGGCCCCUGGUGUUAAGAGCCUUCAGUCUAAUGUUCACACAGUGAGGAUUUUCUUGAAACUCACAGUGGGCUACACAGAGUUUUGCGUGUUUCAUCAAACUCAUUUUUCAUGUUCUAUUCAUUAAAGUAUCACCCCCAUUUUCAAAGAGCAGCUUGCAUCGAACAUCUAUUAGCAAAGGAGAGCUCCUCCUCUGUUUCACUCUUUGUUCUGAGUUUACAGCAGAUAUAUUUCUCUUCCUCACUGUCUGUGAAAUGGAGAUUGUGAAGAAAGUGUAGCAAAAUGGCUACUGCCUGUGCAGAUAUUUUCUCCUGAAAACAAGAAGUAUCUAGAGUACCUGUGUGGGGAGUUACUUGUACUUUUUAGUCUUUGUUCUAAGAAGGUAGAGUAUUGCAGGAUUCCUCUCCAUCCAAUUAACCCCCUGAUGUCUCUGGUUUCCCUAUGGUUAAAGACAGUGAUUAACCUCUACGGGAUCGGUGUCCCGUAUACGGAACGGUUGAGCUAACGUGCACUAAUGUGAUUAGCAUGACUGUUGUAAGUAGCUGCACUGUCCAAUUUACAGUAGCUAUGACAGUGAAAAAAUACCAUGCUAUUGUUUGAGGAGAGUGCACAACAACAAAAAACUUAUCACGGCAACUGUUUUGAUACAUUCACCUCUGAAGGUAAAUAAUGUACUUACAUUCAGUAAUCUUGCUCUGAUUUGUCAUCCUAAAGGUCCCAGAGAUAAAAUGUAGCAUAGUUUUGUUUGAUAAAAUCAAAUUUUAUAUUCAAAUGUAGGAAAUGGGUUCUACAGUUUGAACCCCUGCUGUCUCUGGCUCCACACCCACCCUGCCCGGCCAUCUAGAUGUGUGAAAGUUAGUGUAUAAGCUAAUGAUCCAUCUUGUAUGACAUUCCUGGGAGUGUGUAAACUUACAUUUUGUAUUACCAUAUAAUUUUUGUAUGUUCUCUUAGUUGAAAAUGUAUCAAUUGACCAAUUCGGCACAUUUGGGCAGACAUGAUACAAAAUAGUCCAGUAUUGCAAUGCUUCACUGGAUCAAUCUGAAACUUUGCACACACACUGCUGCCAUCUAGUGGCCAGAAUCUAAAUUGCGCCUAAACUGCAAUAUUAUAUUGUGGCCUUUAUCUUGCAUUUCAGAUGAUAAAAAAAACACACAGAUGUUAUUUUGUUUGUAUUAUCUUUUACCAGAUCUAAUGUGUUAUAUUCUCCUAAAUUAAUUUCACAUUUCCACAAACUUCAAAGUGUUUCCUUUCAAAUGGUAUCAAGAUUAUGCAUAUCCUUGCUUCAGGUCCUGAGCUACAAGCAUUUUGAUUUGGGUAUGUCAUUUUAGGCAAAAAUUGAAAAAAAGGGUCCGAUCCUUAAGAGGUUAAACACUUGAACUCUGCAGGUGUUGGGGAAACAAGUGUACCCUUUGACUUGUGUCAGGGCACUACUGUUUCCUUAUCUCCUGACAUGUAAACCAACACUUUAAAUAUAAAUACUAAAUCCAAAUGAAAGCGUCUGGACCAGUACUGAGAUGUAUGAACAACAAGUAGGAACAACAUCAACAAGUAGACAUUUUGAGAAUGUUUUUAAUUUAAUUAAUUAACCUUAUUCCCUAACACCCUAGCUUUGAAACCAUGUUAAAAGAUGAACAUAUCAAAUGCCAUUAAAUACAUAGACUUGUUCUUAUCCAACCGUACUCAUAAAAAAUACAUUAAAAUAUGCAGGAAUCCUUAAACACUGGUGCAUACUGGUGGUAAAGCGGUACCAAUAUGAAUAAUGCAUAGAAAUGAAGCAGUUAUAUUUUAAAUAUUGAUUUAUGCACUUUAAAUAUUGUAUAAUGUCUUAAAACGUAUUUAAGGUUUGAUAUACAGUGCCUUGCAAAAGUAUUCAGAUCCCUUGGAUUUCUUCAUAUUGUAUGGUUACAAAGUGGGAUUAAAAUGUAAAAAAUGUAUUUUUUUGGUCAACAAUCUACACAAAAUACUCUGUAAUGUCAAAGUAAAAAUGUGUUUAUAUUAAUAAUCAUAGAAUUUGUAUAACUAAAACAUAGUUGUUGCAUAAAUAUUCAGCUCUCUGAGUCAAUACAUAUUAGAAACACCUUUGGAAUCAAUUACCGCUGUGAGUCUUCUUGAGUAAAUUUAUAAGAGAUUUGCACAUCUGGAUUGUGCAAUAUUUUCCCAUUAUUCCUUACAAAAUUCUUCAAGUUCUGUCAAGAUGUUGGGGAUCAUCGCUAGACAGCAAUUUUCAAGUACUGUAACUGUAACUGUAAAACUGUAACUUGGCCACUCAGGAAAAUUCACUGUAUUCUUGGUAAGCAACUCCAGUGUAGAUUUGGCCUUGUGUCGUAGGUUAUUGUCCUGCUCAUAUUAUUUAUUUUAGACAAUCUAUAUAUAAUGAAUAAUACGCUUUAAAAGAGCCCAAACACAACACAGUAUGCGGAAUUAGAAGGUGUUUCAGGGCUUGUUGCACCAACGUCACUGGUUGGUUUGGAUGUUCAUUUUCAUCAUAGUUACUUACCAAACAUGUUCCCACAGAACUUUCUCUGAACUAGAAUAUUACAAAUCUUUCCAUAGCAGUCUGAUCUGGGGGCUAGCCUGGCCCGUGGGUGCUGCUGCAUUAGGAGCUGUGACAUUUACCCAUUAGGUCCAGGCCCGGCCCACCCCGCACUGCACCCCCGGUCCUACCCCUCACUGCACCCCCGGUCCUCUCCCGCUCUGUGCCCCUGGCCCACCUCAGCGCUGCUCCUCUUCUGGCUCAGAGUAGGCUAUUGAUCCAUGAAGUUAAAUCCCUUGGUCCACUCUGACCAUCCCACCUCACCGGGUGAGCCAGCAGAAUGCCACAACAAGACCUAACAGUUAGGUCUUAGCUCACUGCCUUCUGCUUACCAAGCAUUCCUCUCCUAAAAUGUUUAUGUGAUGUGUCAGGUCCAUGUUGUGUACUCAACAUGUGUUGAUGUUGCCACCACUUUUCAGGGAAGGAAUGUGCUCUUCAUUGCCUCCUAUUAGGUUUAUCUACACUGAGAGUGCAAAGCAUUAGGAACUUUCCAUGACAUAGACUGACCAGGUGAAAGCUAUGAUCCCUUAUUGAUGUCACUUGUUAAAUCCACUUCAAUCAGUGUAGAUGAAGGGGAGGAGACAGGUUAAAGAAGGAUAAAAAAAAAAAAGCAAAGCACUUAACCCUAAUUGCGCCAGGGCCGCCGUCAAUAAUGGCUGAUCCCUGGCUCUGACCCCACUCUCGAGGAGUGGGAUAUGCAAAAAACAUAUUUCCAAGGACAAAUGUAAGCACCCACCUAAUUAGCUUAUCAUUAAGAGGCGGUAGUUUGGUACAGUAGUUUUCCUUGUAAAAGCAGACUGGCGUACCACAACCACAAUAGAUGCUCCCCAGAGACAUGGUGGUGGGCACAGUGAAAUCAGCUUUACCAGAACUGCUCUGGCGGUUUAGAGCAUGCUGUGUUCUACAAGUGGUGUCUUGUGUCUGUGAUACUAAACAGUGUGUCCCUAGGGGCUGGAAAAACAAAUAGAGCCACACUAGUAAGUGAGGACACACGGGAGGGCUGCAGUACAGUGGAUUUUCACAGCUUGGAAAGUCUAAUAAACUUCAGAGCUGAUAAACACUGUGCUCACAGCUUCCCCUGCAGGUCUCAGCAGGGAAUGGCCUCGCCUGUGUGUUUGUGUGUGUCACCUUGUAAAAAGCUGAACUAUAAAUAGCUCUAUGUGAACAGCGAUAAGGUAAUGGACAUGUGAGCAGUAGCGUAGAAUUCGACCAUGUGUGUGCAGUGUGAGCAAAAAUAUUCACUAUAAAAAGCUUCUGUAUGUAAAAGAUGUUCUCUUUUAUACAUUCCAGCUUCUAUUGAAAAAUAAGGACUUAUUACUUACAAUUAAGUUUAACCAAAUUCACUGUUUCUCUCUCAGGCUGAUACAGCGAGACUUUUAUUACAAGCAGGCUUGACUACUGUAAUGGUCUCCUGUCUGGUCUACCCAAGAAAGCCGUUGGUCAACUGCAAAACAUACAGAAUGCUGCAGCACGGGUACUGACCAAGACCAGACGGAGAGCCUUUGAAUUUUAUAAUUAAUUUUGAGAUUCCUGUAUUGGUUUUUAAAUCAAUCCAAGAUUGUGCACCCCAAUACAUAUCAGACAUGCUUUUUAGUUAUGUAACUAUCCCAAAGCCUAGGACCAUGAGGCAUGGAGAGGCAGCCUUCAGUUAUUAUGCCCCCUAGCCUGCCAGAGAACCUGAGGGUGACCGAAACUGUGGGCAUAUUUAAAAGGGAUCUUAAAACACAAAUGUUUUGCUUUGCUUUUCCUUACGGUGCUUUUUAGUCGUUCAGUUUUGAUUGUUAUUGCUUUAAAUUUAUCCUAUGAUGUUUGUUGUGUAGUAAAUAUUUCUGUUUUCAUUUUUAUAGUUUUUCUUUAUUUAGUUUUUUCCUGUGAAGCACAUUGCGUUACAUCCAUGUGUGAAAUGUGCUAUAUAAAUAAAGCUUGAUUUGAUUGAAUUAUUCUGGCAUAAAUUCAGCAUGUGAAUGCUCAUGUACUGUGAUUAUCAUAUUGUCAGGAGAAAUAGAGAGAAAGAGAGCCAGACUAUGACUCUUUCCACUGCCGUUCCCUCCCCUCUGUGCAAUAUCUGUUCUGGGGCUGUCUGGUUUGUGGAGCUCCCUCCCAGCUGAACAGCCGUCCAGCUGGAGAAGACAGGGGUAAGUCAGAGGCCAGGCAGAGACUAAUGAUCUGGGCCACAAGAGUCAAGAGGGGGCCACAGACCACUAGCAAAAAGCUGGUUUUCCAUGACAGCUGGGUAAGGAGGGCCUGUUGGGUACAGUGUGGGGAGUUAUCAUAUCAAUACCUUUACAACACCACAACCUCUCAGCAUCAGACUAAUUACCAAUAAAAGAAGACAACCUGUAUGGUAUGUCAUUGUAUGACGAAAGGUUAACUGCUGACUAAACCCACAUACAGUAGUUCCUCAUUACGAUUGUAUAGGGGGAGAGGGGCAGGCCAGACACAGAACUAGUGUCAGCAUCAUGAUGAGUGGGCGGUCAGACAGUACUGUGUGUAAAUGCCUGUUGCUUAGCAGCAUUUCACAGCCUUAGUGUGGUGCUGGGCACUGAGCAUCAUUAGACCUGUAGAACUUCCACAACUUCCACAGUGACACACACCGAGCCGGGAGAGCUCUGACAAGUUGGUAAUAUUCCACAGAGCAGAGCUCUACUCAUUUCCCUUGUCUCUUGCUCCAUGUCUGUUCAACCAAUCAGCCGAGCAGCAGAGCAGAGACACUAGGGAGUCAGAGGAGGGCACUACGUCAUCUACAGUACUAACUCAGUGGAGGGUGGAAGGGAUGAGGAAGUACACACUAAUUCACAGUGUUCAAGUCUGGGCUGGCACCUUUCUAGGAAAGAGGUGUUUUACCACCCUGGCUUGUGAGAUCACUGUGUUAACUGACAGCACCAGUGUGUGUGUGUGAGAGUGUGUGUGAGAGUGAGUGAGUUAGUGAGUGAGUGAAUGAGUGAGAAUGUGAUAGUCAGAGGCAGAGAGAGAGUAUGCUCACUGAACUCUGUUCUGAAAUCCAAAACCUAAUUAGCCUCAGAAUAAUAAAAAUAUCUUUAAUGUUAUUCUGGCUCGAGAUUGUCUACUAAUAAUGUAUACGCCUCCGUGACUAUAGCACAAAUUACUGUCCUUUACAUGAUUGACAUCCACGUCAAUACUCAACCACACUGGUUAAAUAGCAUUAAUACUUAACAACACUGGUUGAUUGAUGAGCAUCAAUACCGAAACCAAUUCUGUUAUUGCUGAACAUUCUAAUUGUCUGUGUAGCUGUUUCUAUAAAUAGCUUCAGUAUUGGUUUAGUUGAUAGCUUCUUAUAAUUUAGAGGCAUUUUCACAGUUCUGUCCACUCACUCACCUUGAAAAGGGUUAUAGCCAAUUUAUGCUUAAUCCAAAAAUGUGGUCGGAGGCGGCGUAUGGAUUGUGUGACGCAAUUGCGGAGCCUCUGGAGGCCUGCAGAGGCCAAAUUGAGCUCCACAUCACAUCGCUGUUCACCUCUCAAAUGUUAUAACAAUGCGGAGGGCUCCGUAUAGCUCCGCAUUUACAUGAUUGUUUGACGGUAGGUGAGGGCGGGAGGUCCUGUAUAAACAUAAACGUACUUCCUUGACAACUUCCUUUACAACAGCUCUACACUGCUCUGCGUAGCUCAAGAAGUCUGAAUGCCCUGACUUCUGCAGAGGCCGUAUCACCGUAAAUGCUACACGGCCAAUGCAGACGUUGGAUUGACCGUGCAGUGCCUUUUAGAGGCAGUUGAUGGAGAUCUGAAAUGAUUAGAGGUGUAAGCAAUAUGGCUGUAGCUUCACCUUGGUCUUUGAUCGGUAAACAUUGAAACAAGAACUACUGUUUGCCCAAGGGAAUUACUGGUCUCCUUGCAUACAUCUUUCAAUGUCAACCUUGGCUUGAAGGUGUUGGGGUACAUAACAUGAAAUGACAACAAUGAUUAAAGCCUACAGACCAAAGCUACAGUGUGUGAUGAACAUAAAACAAAUAUAUACUGUACAUUAUCAGUGAGAUGGCAGUGUGUGUGUGUGUGUGUGUGUGUGUGUGUGUGUGUGUGUGUGUGUGUGUGUGUGUGUGUCUGCCUCACAGGAGAAUGUGGGGCAGAAAGGUAGAGUGGGUGAGUGGGUGCAGACAACAGAGUGGGUGCAGACAACAAGGUUAUCCGAUAACAUAAAUGACACAGAUAUGAUCACAUUUGAUGUUUGAACAGCAGGUAGUAUAUAUCUUAAUAGCCUGGUGUGUGUGUCUGUGUGCGCACGCAAAUGUGUGUGUACAUCCAUGCAUAUUGGUGUCUGUGUAUGAGACUGUGUGUUGGAAGCUUCAGCAUUAGCAAAAUGAUCAAAGCAGACUUGUGUCCGUGGGAAGUUUUCUGUAAGAUGAGAUGACAGAUACUGUUUCUUGUACUUUCAUCAUAGAGAAACUAGAUUUAUCUAUGAAAGAAAUACUUUCAAGCGUAGGCUUCAUCGUUCAUAAAGCAUAAGACUACAAUAGACUAAAAAUACUCAACUUUCCAUAUCAAGCAACAGUGAUUGCAAUGAAGGGCUAUUGAUACUUUUUUGCCAUAGAGAUAUUUGAUGUCAUUCAGUUAAUGUCCAUUGGCUUUCCUCUCUACCUCUCUCUCAGGUUCUCCAGAACUACAAACAAACAUUAAUGAAUGUGUAGCUAUAGUAAAUACAUAGAUUUAAGGAUACUUCACUCUGGGCCAUUAUGACAACAUAGAGUUGGCCAGGGUCAUGGAGGGAGUGUUUGAGGGUCUUCUCUGCACGUGCUGUUCUGGACCGCAGACAGUUAGCUCACAGUUAGUUAGCUCACAGUUAGUUAGCUCACAGUUAGUUAGCUCACAGUUAGUUAGCUCACAGUUAGUUAGCUCACAGUUAGUUUGCUAACAGUUAGUUAGCUCACAGUUAGUUUGCUAACAGUUAGUUAGCUCACAGUUAGUUAGCUCACAGUUAGUUAGCUCACAAUUAGUUAGCUCACAGUUAGUUAGCUCACAGUUAGUUAGCUCACAGUUAGUUAGCUCACAGUUAGUUAGCUCUUGUCAGUGUGGCAUCUGGUGACAGGUCAUCAGAGGGAGGUGCACAAGGUGUUCUGCAGUUUAACUGCUGUUCCACCUCCUAUCCUGCAGUGUAACUUCCCUGUGCUGACCUUCAUUAUAAUUCCAUGGCUCACAGGUAAUUAAUAUCUCCGGGCCACUGGAAUAAUGUGAGGUGGAUUAACCUCCCAGAACAGAUGAGCUAAAAGAGAUUUGUUUGAACAACUACUCAAGUAACUAACCCUUCUCCCCACACCAACGAGGGGCCUCGAUAAUAUCUGCAAAACGACUUACAGUCAUGCAUGCUAUAUUACCAUACAUUUGAUAUGGUUAGGAAUGACAGAGAGAGCAGGUUCACCAAGACCUCAGUAUGAGAGGGGUUGAGAGUAUAGGACUGUGUUGCAAUACUGGGUAUUUUAUUCUCAUUAACUUGCCUUUGAGGAAAGUUGAGAAGAUACAGGAUUAGUUUCAAAUUGGAUAAUACUGCAUAUAUUAAAGAAGUAUCAAAAGCUUAUAGUUGACCAACACAGUGUGUAUUGAUUUGUAUAGAAGCCUUGUAAGUGUCACAUUCAGUUGCUAAUUGUAAAGGCUCAGGGGAUUAUUCAGCAAUUUUAUUGUCAAGUGCAUCACUGUUACACAUCUAUAAACUCACACAAACACCCACGUACGCAGGCACCCACACACACACACACACACACACACACACAAACACACACACACAUGGACACACACACACAGGUCUCUGCUCAGCAGAAUAAAUGUGUCUGUUCCCUUGACAACAACAGCUAAUAUAGUCAUAACAGGACAAACAAAUUAUAGAGUCCAGAAAGUAUUCAAUCUAGCACUAAUAUAGAACACAAAGUAUCCAAUCAAAGAGUCCAAUACUGCAACACAAAACCAAGUAUUCAACAUCAAACAGGCACUUUAGCAGGCCACAAUUUAACUUGCACAAUUGGUGGCUGACUAAAUACUUUUUUCCCCCACUGUAUAUAUAUGCAUGUAUGUAUGUAUGUAUGUAUGUAUGUAUGUAUGUAUGUAUGUAUGUAUGUAUGUAUGUAUGUAUGUAUGUAUGUGUAUGUAUGUAUAUAUAUGUAUGUAUGUAUGUAUGUAUGUAUGUAUGUAUGUGUAUGUAUGUAUAUAUAUAUAUAUAUAUAUAUAUAUGCGAGAGAAAAACACAUAUGGGGGAUUGGAAUUGAUGCAGACAAUUACAUUGAUGGAAGUUACAAUCGAUCUGAAAUAUUAAAGCUGAUCUACCCCCUAAAAAAAAAAAACACAUGCAGGGACAGAGGAAAGGAGAAUAAAGUGGUUUUAUUUAUUCAACUAGUCAGUAGUAGGACUUGAUGUAUUACUGUGAGAGCUCAGAGUCUAAAACUGAGAGAAAUGCAGAAAAACGACUUGUCCAACCUCUCCCCAAUCAUGAUUGAAUCUGUUCAAGGACAUUGGUAACAGAAGUUCUGGGGUCAGUGGGUUCCUUAACGUCUUAGUUAAAGAUUCACACUGUAUGUUAGAGAAGUGCAUGCUGUCAGCUUACCAAUGUGUCUAGGCCCUUAUCCCUUCUCUCUCUGUGAGACUGAGUACACGUGAGGACGUGAGCUUUGAUGCCAGAUGCUCUGUGUGGAUUUGAGUGAGAGAGACAGAGGUACUCAGUGGCUGCGCUCCUUGUUUCCGAAGGGGCAAAGAACACACCGACCCACCAACCUACACACACACACACACACACACACACACACACACACACACACACACACACACACACACACACACACACACACACACACACACACACACACACACACACACACACACACAGUGUCUGAAGCGGCAAAGAUGAUUGAACCAAUAUCUAAAAGCCAAUUUAUGCUUGAUCCGAAAUGUGGUCGGAGGCCCCGUAUGGAUGGUGUGACGCAAUUGCGGAGCCUCCGGAGGCACACAGAGGCCAAAUCCAGCUCCGUACCGCAUCGCUGUGCGCCUCCCAAAUGUUGUAACAAUGUGGAGAGCUCCGUAUAGCUCCGUAUACCUCACUCCCUUGACAACUUCCAUCACAACAGCUCUGCACUGCUCCACGAAGCGCAAUAAUUAUGAAUGCCCUGACUUCUGCAGAGGCUGUAUCACCGUAAAUGCUGCACAGACAAUGCAGAUGUCGGAUUGAGCAUACAACGCCUUUUAUACAUUCCUGUCAUCCAGCUGAGAGACAAGGACAGCUUUGAUGAUUCGGUUUCGUAACAGUAUCAGAUGCACACGCGUACACUUUUUGACUGUCUUGAAUCUCUAUCUCUAUGAAUCUCUCGGGCGGCAGGUAGCUUAGUGGUUAAGAGCGUUGUGCCAGUAACCAAAAUGUCGCUGGUUCUAAUCCCCGAGCCGACUAGGUGAAAAAUCUGUCGAUGUGUCCUUGAGCAAGGCACUUAAACCUAAUUGCUCCUGUAAGUCGCUCUGGAUAAGAGCGUCUGCUAAAUGACUAAAAUGUAAAAAUGUCUAUGUGCAACACUGUCUACUUGUUAAAGGUGCUGUAUGGUCAGUCCGACUUCUGCAUUGGCUGUACAUCAUUUACGGUGAUACGGCCUCUGCAGAAAUCAGGGUAUUCAUAAUUAUUGUGCUUUGCAGAGCAGUUGAGCAGAGCUGUUGUGAAGGAAGUCGUCAAGGAAAUGAGUUUGUGUUUAUACAGGACCUCCUGCACUCACCUACCAUCAACCAAUCUUUUCAAUGUGGAGGAAUACGGAUAUUCUGUAUAUAUACGGAGCCCUCCACAUUGUUUCAAAAUUUGGGACGUGCACGGCGAUGCAGUGCGGAGCUUGAUUUGGCCUCCACCUCCAUACGGAGCUUCUAGACAGCAUUGGCGGAUCAAGCAUAAAUCAGCUAUUACACAAUAGGCGACAGACGGUGUUGAGCCAGUUUCAGCACACUCAUGAACUAGUGCCAGAAAUCAAAUAUGAUUUAUCCAUUCAUUGUCAUUUCUGUCUGCCAAUGUAAUUAAUUACCACCUGAUUACUCCCCAGGAAUAAUUUGAGCCAUUAAAAUCAAUAUUAAUUAGGCUGUUUAAUGUGCAACAGGGAUUGAAGACAGGUUGCUGCUGCUAGAAGCUGUACACGAUGUAAUAGCUGUAAGAACCCAUCCAGAAAUGUUUCACUUUUCAAAAAUCACUAUGAAUAGGCUAUGAAUAAAGUUAUCCAGCUAGCUACUGUCUUUGACUUUGCAAUGAAAUGUUAUGAAGCAAUUUUGUUAAGAACAUCCUCACAAACAUCUAGUGUCAAUGUGGUAAUGCCAAACAACUUAUGUUUGAUUUGGCUCUUAGUUUGGUCUCAGGAAAUCCAUUUACAGUUUAAUCACUUAGAGGGUGUUAUCUCGCCCAACUUGAUUAUAAAACAGAACACAGAGAUGAUGAAGAUGAUGAUAAUGUUAAUAUCAUCACUCCAUCUAAAGGUGAUGAAUAAGCACUGGCAAGGGAGCAGCGUAGCAAGGUGAUUUAACUAGUAACAUCUUAUAUUACAUCUAGCUACUGUAACAGAGGUGGAUCUCACUGAGGUUUGAAGCUAGAGUUUUCGAAGUAAUUGCUGCUCGAACUGAGUAAUAUGGUCGUUUUGAGAAAACAAUAUCAGUGUUGUCAUUGGGGCCCUAACUGUAUUUUUAAUGAAUAGUGUAUCAAAAUUCUACUAUCAGCAUAAAGACAUCAUAAACAAAACACCCCCAUACACUGUAACUGAUCUAAAUCAUAGUUGGCAGGUGUUCAACUUCUCCGUCCGCUCACACACAGACAACACUUUCAGACAUCUCUCUGUCUGUGUUGAGAGAUAGAUAGAGCUGUGGAGGGUCAUUGAUUUGGUGCAAAACGGAGCAAGACGAAUUCCUACUGACAAUGUGAGAUUUUGAUUUGCACCUUUCUGUUAUCAGAUUCAAGUCAGCUAUCCAACUCUUUGGUGGCUGCUUGGAGAAACAUUGUCAAGCUGUACACAACAAUGAAAUACAUACAUGCAGUGGGAGAGAGAGGGGAGAGCGAGAUCAAGAGAGAGAGAGAAAGAGAGAGCGAAAUAGAGAGAGAAAGAGAGAGAAAGAGAGGAAGAGAUCGAGAGAGAGAAAAAGAGAGAGAAAAAGAGAGAGAUAAAGAGCAAAGGGGUGUGAAUACCUAUGUAAAUGGUAUAUUUCAGUAUUUCAUUUUCAAUCAAUUAGAAAAAAAAUCUAAAAACACAUUUUCACUUUGUCAUGAUGGGGUAUUGUGUGUAGAUGGGAGAGAGAAAUAAUGAAUCCAUUUGAAUUCAAUAAGUCAAGGUGUAUGAAUACUUUCUGAAGGCACUGUACAUAUCACACAAGGCUAUUUUUUGCAGAAUGGCUUUUUAGUGAAGGAGUAGGCUUAAUCUUGGUCCUCAAAACCGGACUUUAGUUUUCCUGGUGAGAUAUAUUAGGUACCGUAGAUUUUCAAACCAGUUUAUCCUUCCAUUUGUUUGCUAAAUAAGUCAAAAUAUAAUGCAACAUUGUGAACUGUGUACCCUAAUGUGCUACCUACUCAAUCUAGUCCAGAGAAGCUGCAGGAGUUUAUCAAAUGCAGUCAAAUCAACUAUUGACCCAUGGUCCAUCUUUGAUUUUCAUGAAUUCCAUGGGUAAAGCAUAUAGGGUUACGGGAACACACUUUAUAUGCACAUAAAAUCCCAUUAUCUGCUUGCUGUAAAUCAAGAUAGAUCAAAGUCCUGAGUCUAUAAAAAUAAUCAUUCCUCAUGUGCUUGAGUGGGUGGACGCCCAUCAGGGAAUGUAUGAAAUCAAUAGUAAAGAAACACAAAGGCCAAUGGACUAGUUCAGGUUACAAUGGGUCUGUGAAAAAUAGUAGGAGAGUAAUGCAUCUUUGUCAAAACAUUUGUUUCUGUAUAAGAAUGGUGGGUGUUAUUUGGCUACAGUUAGGUUGUUGUGAGUUAAGCCUACAUACGGAUACAGCAGAAAUGUAUUAAAGAAAUGUAACGUAUUCUCAGCAUGGCCUUUCAUACUCAAAACCAUUAAUAUACUGUACUGUACUGUACUGUACUGUAUAACAAAGCAUGUAUAGCCUACCCUACAUCUGUGUUAGAUCUAAUCUAGUUAUGACCACAGGUUGCAUUUAGAAUAGCGCCGUUGGGUUUAUGUGUGUGUGUGCGAGUCAGCAAAUACAGGCCUAAAGAUAAAGUCUACUUAUCCUAAAAGCCAUAUUGGCUCCGGUACGACUCCUUCCUCAUCCAAUAACUCCUAUGUUUCCCACACUCCCCUGCAGCUCACAGGACCGGAAAGGAAAGUUCCCACUAAUUGGACAACCUUAUAAUCUCUGGGCCGUAGUAAGAUGAAUGACUGGACCCAUUUCUGUGCUGCCCUCUUAUUCAAUACCGGCCCUGUCUGUGGGGGUCAGCUGUUAUUCAAUAGCCAUCUUGGCAGAGGGACAGCAGGACGCUUAGGGGAUUUUUUACUGGAUCAUAUUUGAAAACAAAGCCAAACUGGGGAGUUCAGUUUAUAGUAAGUGGCUUGGCGGGGCUGAGUUCUAUUUUCAAUUCAAUCAAUUGAGGAAAUUAAUGGGCUAUUUUACCUGCUGAAUGUACUGAAUUUAAAAGUGAAUUGACCCCAUCCCUGGCAGUUAUCUAGCCAUCGCUGUAAUAUACUGGUCCCGGUUUCUGGUUUGUUGUCUCUCUUUCAGGAUAUGACCAUGCUACUGUACCAUAGAUGUUAUGUCUUGAUCAAUGUCUCCAUCUUCUCUCCCUUGCAGGUUAUGACCAUGCCGCUGUACCAUUACAUCCUGGUGACUGUGGUCUGUUGUCUCCCUGCAGGUUAUGACCAUGCCGCUGUACCAUUACAUCCUGGUGACUGUGGUCUGUUGUCUCCCUGCAGGUUAUGACCAUGCCGCUGUACCAUUACAUCCUGGUGACUGUGGUCUGUUGUCUCCCUGCAGGUUAUGGCCAUGCAGCUCCCGGCACAGACGCGGGGAAGGCUUUCUGCAUGUUCUAUGCCGUCCUGGGGAUACCCCUGACCCUGGUCAUGUUCCAGAGCCUGGGCGAGAGGAUGAACACCUUUGUCAAGUCCCUCCUGAAGCGCAUCAAGAAGUGCUGUGGCAUGCACAUCACCGAUGUUUCCAUGGAGAACAUGGUGACGGUGGGGUUCUUCUCCUGCAUCGGGACGCUGUGCAUCGGGGCGGCUGCCUUCUCCCACUACGAGGACUGGAGCUUCUUCCAGAGCUACUACUACUGCUUCAUCACACUGACUACCAUCGGCUUCGGGGACUUUGUGGCCCUGCAGAAGAACCGGGCCCUUCAGCGGAGGCCCCUGUACGUGGCCUUCAGCUUCAUGUAUAUCCUGGUGGGCCUGACUGUCAUAGGAGCCUUCCUCAACCUGGUGGUGCUGAGGUUCCUGACCAUGAACAGUGAGGACGAGAGGCGGGACGCCGAGGAGAGGGCCUCGCUGGCGGGGAACAGAAACAGCAUGAUCAUCCACAUCCAGGAGGAGACGCUGGGGAGAGGAGGAGGUGCCAGGAGGAGGCGCAGGGAAACGCAGGGCCAGUACUGCGCCGAGGUCACUGACCUGCCAUCUGUCUGCUCCUGCAUGAACUACCACUCACACGAGUUCGGCAGCUGUGGGGGAGGGAUGGGGGGAGGGAUGGGGGGAGGAGGAGGAGGGAUGGGCUGUGCCUUCUCCCACCAGAACUCCUUUAGUUCCCAGUUGAACCCACACCAGUACUUUCACUCGGUGUCGUACCGCAUCGAGGAGAUCUCUCCCAGCACCCUAAAGAACAGCUUCUUCCCCUCGCCCAUCAGCUCAGUCUCCCCAGGCCUCCACAGCUUCACAGACAAUCACCGACUCAUGAAGAGAAGGAAAUCUAUCUGA